AUGUCGCGUGGAAACCAGUCAGAUGUAUUCGCUGCUCUCAAGGAAAUCGAGAGAGUCACCGAACAUUACAGUAUCGACGGCGUCAUAGAGAUGCUGCAGAAAAUGUCCGGGAGAAGGAGUUUAUCCGAUGUCAUCGAUUACUACGAUCACGAACUGCAAGAUGCAAAAGGCGUGGAAGGCAUAAGACGGCAGGUGUACAAAUAUACAGGCGGAGUUGGACCCUCGGAGUUUGCGAGUGUAUGCAAAGCAUUAGAGGAUGAAUUAGACAUCGAAGAUGCCAUAGCAGAGUUUAAACAGUUGCUCGGAAAGAGAAGCUUUGAGGAUGCAGUCGCUUUGAUCAAAAAAGUCACCGGAAUACCACAACUCAAAUACGCUUUGGAAGCUCUCCUCGAAGAAACUGCCAGAGUCAGUCUAAAGGUGAUAGUGGAAACCUUGUACCAGAUCACUGGCAAGACAGACCUGGAACACGUCCAGCGAGAGUUACUCCGACUCGUACACAUUGACAACAUAGUGAAAGUGAUGCAGAUGACGAACAAAAUAACUAAGAAGCGCGAUCCGCUCAUCAUCUUCACCUCUCUACUUGACAUCACACAAACGACAAAUCUGAGCGACUGUAGCGCCGCUAUCACUGGAUUGACUUUCAAGCAGAUGACCGUACUAGAAGUGAUGGAAGGAAUACAGAAGCAGACCGGAUGUAGCGACAUUUUGGAAUUCUUUAGAAGCAUGUUAACCUACACGCGAACUAAAUCCCUGCGUCACGCUUGGAACGUCAUAGUAACUGUGACGAAGAAAAAUGAUAUCUUCGUAUUGCUGGAAAGUAUGAAGGUUUACACCUCAAUGGACAUAAUGUACUUCUUCCAAAUGCUCCAACGCAUCACAAAUACUACGACUGUUCGAUUGGCUACUCUGAAGGUCACAGAACUGUUCAAAGUUCCGGGUUUCUUUGAAUGGCUGGACACUAUUUACCGAAUUGUGCAAACUGAUAUGGUAAAAUUCUUGGAAGCCUACACGAGCCUUAGUCCUCGCUACUUGAUCGAAGAUGCCGUGAAUAUAAAUCAACAAUACGCAAAAGUUGAAGAGCCAAUACAAGCUUUACGUAUAUUGAGAAAAAAUACAAAAGAACAAGAUAUCCUAAAAGCUAUUGAACAUGUGAAAAAAACGCAACCAAAGGGCGAUUCUAGUCCCUCCACUACAAAACCAGAAACGACACCAUCGAAGCAAAAUUCAAAACCGAAUACAAAACCAACUCAGCAAGUCAGAAAUCAAGAGCCAAAUGCCGAGAAACCCACCUCUAAUAACCAUGAUGGCAAUACAGUAUCUACUAAAGGCCCAUACAAUCAACAAACUCCUAUAAAUAAGCAAAUUAAACCUAAUAAGAAAGCUUCAAUUGAUACGCGAACCGCUAAUAAGCCAACUCCUUCCAGUGGAGGCAAAUCUGCUAAGCAAGCUGCCCCAAACAAACAAACUCAGGCUAAUAAGCAAGACUCUUCCAGAGAAGUUAAGCCUGCUCAGAAGGCUCCUUCAAAAAAUCAUGCUCCAUCUGAUAAGCAAGGUACUCCCAAAAAACAAUCAAAACCUAAUAAGAAAAAAGCACUUCCACGUAAAAAGCAAGCUCCGAUUUCUACCCAAGUUUCUAGUAAAAAAGCUGGAUCAAACGAAGUUAAACCGGUUAAGCCAACUGAAAAUAAUAAGCAAGGGUCCUCUAGCAAACAAACUAAUAAGAGCGUGCCCGAUAGUGAAGAAGCUUCUUCAAUAGAGGUUAAACCUGCUGAGCAAACUUCUCUAAGUAAGCAAAUGCCUGAUAAAAAACCUGAUCCCAAUAAGCAAACCUCGUCAAAUAACAAGCCCCAAACCAUAUCCCAAAAAGUAGAACAUUUAAAACAAGCUGUGUCCAAAAAGAUUACACCUAUAAAGCAAGCUUUAUCCGAGAAGGUUCAACAUGUAAAGCAAGAUCUAUCUAAUAAAGUUGAAUCUAUAAAGAAAGUUGUCUCCGAAAAGGUCGAACCUCUAAAGCAAGCGCUAUCCAAAAAGGUUGAAGAUAUUAAGCAAGGUAUAUCCAAAAAGUUUGAACAUAUUAAGCAAGGUCUACCAAGUAAGAAUAAACCUACAGUAGUUGAUGAAAAGAAGCCUGUUGAAGGCAAGCCAACGGGUAUAUUAAAACCAAUAAAAGGAAAACAAGCAAACGCAAAACCACCAAGUCAAAACAAAGAAUCGGAUGCAAAGAAAAAAAUUGAAGAAGUUCAUUCCAGGAAUCCAGCUGACGAUGAAACAAUGGAUUCCAAUAAACCAACAGCACUCAAGUCAAUGGAAGGCAAUGGGCCUGUUGAAAGGAAGCUGACGGGUGCAGAGAAACCGGUUAAAGACAAACCAAUGGAUGCCAAUAAACCGGAAGCAUACAAGCCAAAUAAUGACAAAAAAACUGACUCCAACAAUCCAGCUGAAGAAAAAACCACAGACACUAACAAACAAAAAGUUAACCCAACAGUUGCCAAGAAACCAACAGAUCCUAAGUCAACAGAUGAAAAUAAGCCUAAUAAAGACAAAGAAAUUGACUCCAAGAAUCCAACUGGAGAGAAGCCAACGGGUGUAAAGGAACCAGCUAAUGAUAGCCCAGUGGAUACCAAGAAUACAAUAGUAACCAAGCCAACAGAAGGAAAUAAACCAAAUAAGGACAAAAAAGCACAUUCUAAGAAUCCAGCUGUAGAAAAAACAACAGGCAUUAAGAAACAAAAAGUUAACCCAACGGAUGCCGAGAAACCAACAGAACCUAAGCAAACGGAUGAAAACAAGCCUAAUAAAGACAAAAAAAUUGACUCCAAGAAUCCAACUGAAGAGAAGCCAACGGGUGUAAAGAAACCAGGUAAUAAUAGCCCAGUGGAUACCAAGAAUACAAUAGUAACCAAGCCAACAGUAGGAAAUAAAACAGAUAACAACAAAAAAGCAGAUCCCAACAAUCCAGUUAAAGAAAAUACAACAGAAACCAAGAAAAAAAAUAAAGUAAAUCCAUCAGUUGCCAAGAAACCAACAGAACCGAAACAAACGGAUGAAAACAAGCCUAAUAAAGACAAAAAAAUUGACUCCAAGAAUCCAACUGGAGAGAAACCUACGGAUGGAAAGAAACCAGGUGAAGAUAAACAAACGAAUGCCAAAAAACAAACCUUACCUAAGCCAACAGUAGGAAAUAAAACAGAUAAUGACAAAAAAGCAGAUCCCAAGAAUCCAGUUAAAGAAAAUACAACAGAAACCAAGAAAAAAAAUAAAGUAAAUCCAUCAAAUGCCAAGAAACCAACAGAACCGAAGCCAACGGAUAGAAAUAAGCCUAAUAAAGACAAAGAAAUUGACUCCAAGAAUCCAACUGGAGAGAAGCCUACGGGUGCAAAGAAACCAGGUGAAGAUAAACAAACAGAAACCAAGAAAAAAAAUAAAGUAAAUCCAUCAGAUGUCAAGAAACCAACAGAACCGAAGCCAACGGAUAGAAAUAAGCCUAAUAAAGACAAAGAAAUUGACUCCAAGAAUCCAACUGGAGAGAAGCCUACGGGUGGAAAGAAACCAGGUAAAGAUAAACAAACGAAUGCCAAAAAACAAACAUUACCUAAGCCAAUAGUAGGAAAUAAAACCAAUAAUGACAAAAAAACUGGCUCCAACAAUACAGCUGAAGAAAAAACCACUGACACUGAGAAACAAAAAGUUAACCCACCGGAGGCCAAGAAACCAACAGAACCUAAGCCGACGGAUGAAAAUAAGCCUAAUAAGGACAAAAAAAUUGACUCCAAGAAUCCAACUGAAGAGAAGCCAACGGGUGUAAAGAAACCAGGUAAUAAUAGCCCAGUGGAUACCAAGAAUACAAUAGUAACCAAGCCAACAGUAGGAAAUAAAACAGAUAACAACAAAAAAGCAGAUCCCAAGAAUCCAGUUAAAGAAAAUACAACAGAAACCAAGAAAAAAAAUAAAGUAAAUUCAUCAGAUGCCAAGAAACCAACAGAACCGAAGCCAACGGAUAGAAAUAAGCCUAAUAAAGACAAAGAAAUUGACUCCAACAAGCCAACUGGAGAGAAGCCUACGGGUGGAAAGAAACCAGGUGAAGAUAAACAAACGAAUGCCAAAAAACAAACAUUACCUAAGCCAACAGUAGGAAAUAAAACAGAUAAUGACAAAAAAGCAGAUCCCAAGAAUCCAGUUAAAGAAAAUACAACAGAAACCAAGAAAAAAAAUAAAGCAAACCCAUCAGAUGCCAAGAAACCAACAGAACCGAAGCCAACGUAUAGAAAUAAGCCUAAUAAAGAAAUUGAUUCCAAGAAUCCAACUGGAGAGAAGCCCACGGGUGGAAAGAAACCAGUUGAAGAUGAACCAACGAAUGCCAAGAAACAAACAUUACCUCAGCCAACAGUAGAAAAUAAACCAAAUAAGGACAAAAAAGUAGAUUCCAAGAAACCAGCUGUAGAAAAAACAACAGACACCAAGAAAGACAAUACAGUUAACCCAACGGAUGCCAAGAAACCAAAAGAAACUAAGGCAACGGAUGGAAAAAAGCCUAAUAAAGAUAAAGAAAUUGACUCAAAGAAUCCAGUUGGAGAGACCCCAACGGGUGCCAUGAAACCAGCUAUAGAUAACCCAGCGGAUAACAAGAACCCAACAGAAUCCAAGCCAAGAGAUGGAAAUAAGCCUAAUGAAGACAAAGGAAUUGACUCCAAAAGUCCAGCUAAAGAGAAGCAGAUGGGCGAAAAGAAACCAGUUAAAGAUAAUUCAACGGGUAGCAAAAAACCAAUAUUAACGGAUGCAAAUAAGGACAAAAAAGCAGGUUCAAAAAGCCCAGCUGAAGAAAAAACAACGGACACCAAGAAACCUACAGAACCUAAGACAACGGAUGAAAAUAAGCCUAAUCAAGAUAAAGAAAUUGACUCCAAGAAUCCAACUGGAGAGAAGUCCACAGGUGGAAAGAAACUAGUUGAAGGUGAACCAACGAAUGCCAAUAAACAAACAUUACCUCAGCCAACAGUAGGAAAUAAACCAAAUAAGGACAAAAAAGUAGAUUCCAAGAAACCAGCUGUAGAAAAAACAACAGACACCAAGAAUGACAAUACAGUUAACCCAACGGAUGCCAAGAAACCAAAAGAAACUAAGGCAACGGAUGGUAAAAAGUCUAAUAAAGAUAAAGAAAUUGACUCUAAGAAUCCAGUUGGAGAGACCACAAGGAGUGCCAUAAAACCAGCUAUAGAUAACCCAGCGGAUAACAAGAACCCAACAGAAUCCAAGCCAAGAGAUGGAAAUAAGCCUAAUGAAGACAAAGGAAUUGACUCCAAGAAUCCAGCUAAAGAGAAGCAGAUGGGAGAAAAUAAACCAGUUAAAGGUAAUUCAACGGGUAGCAAAAAACCAAUAUUAACGGAUGCAAAUAAGGACAAAAAAGCAGGUUCAAAGAGCCCAGCUGAAGAAAAAACAACGGACACCAAGAAACCUACAGAACUUAAGACAACGGAUGAAAAUAAGCCUAAUGAAGAUAAAGAAAUUGACUCCAAGAAUCCAACUGGAGAGAAGUCCACGGGUGGAAAGAAACCAGCUAUAGAUAACCCAGUGGAUAGCACGAAACCAAUAGAACCUAAGCCAAGAGAUGGAAAUAAGCCUAAUAUAGACAAAGGAAUUGACUACAAGAAUCCAGCUGAAGAGAAGCAGACGGGCGAAAAGAAACCAGUUAAAGGUACCAAAAAACCAACAGUAACUGAAGCAAAUAAAGACAAAAAAGCAAGUUCAAAGAAUCCAGGCGAAAAAAAAACGAUGGAUACGGGGGAAAAAAAUGAUGUUGACCCAAAAGAAACUAAGAAACCAACAGAACCUAGGCCAACAGAUGGAAAUAAACCUAACAAAGACAAAGAAAUUGACUUCAAGAAUCCAACUGGAGAGAAGCAGACAGGCUCAAAGAAACCAGCUAAAGGUAAACCAAGUGCUGCCAAUAAACCGGAAACAAAUAAGCCAAAGAAGGACAAAGGAACGGACUCCAACAAGCCAGCUGAAAAUAAGCCAACGGAAGCAAAGAAACCGUGUGGACAUUCACAGAUAGACACAAAUAAACCAACUGAAGAAAAGCCAAUGGAUGGAAAUAAACAAGGAUCCAAAACCAUAGAUAGUCGUAAUGUUUCUGAAACGCCCAAAAAAAUUACCGGUAAAACUGAAAAAGAUCCUAAUUCUAAUCAAGCAGACGGUAAAAAAGCACCAGCCUACGUCGAAAAUGAUACUACAACAGAAGAAAGUUAUUUGUCAGCAACGUACACGAGCUCUGAAAUACAGACGCAGAACGCUACUGAAGUUCAAACAGAAAAUAUAACCGAAAUAAAAACUCAGAAUAUUACCGAGCUUUCUGGAUCUGGUCCACAACCGACUUCUCCUGGUGAUAUCAAAGCUGCUUCGGAUCCUCAGGUUAUGCAAAACGCUCUACAAGUCGAUGUGAACUUUAAGUUGCUGAUCCUGCCAAACGGGCCGAAGAAUACGAAAAACUGCUAUUGCGCUUGUGACAGUCGUGACCCGCCCAAACUGAUACCUAUGAAGGGGUUGCCAGUUGGAAUAAAUUAAUAAUAAAAUAAACCCAACCAAUAUACUAUCAUAUACUCAAAUAAUUAUGAUAGUAAUUUAGCACAAUCGUGCGAGAAUGCGAUGCAGCGCAAACAUAAGAGUAAACACUAUGUUGCUUUUUCUAUUUAUCUCUUUAUGGAAAGGCAAAGAUUAUUGCCCAUACAGCCUAUUCAUUCAUAUAAUUUACGAUUGAGUGUUGUUCUAAGGCAUAGCAUAUUCAAUCGUGUUUUCUUAUUACUUGUUUUAUAAUAAUUAUGUAAUGUUCCUUUCUUCACUUCGCAUUUUUACAAUUUAUGACACAUCAGAUAAAAAACAUGCUUUUAAUGAUAUCUGGGUUGUUAUUUGCAUAGACAACCAUUUGUUUUACUGUAGCUCGAAACAUUAUAAUCCACUGUCACUAGUAUCCCCUAUUCAUUUUGACGACCCUGGCGUAGAUGGUACGUGCUGUGAUUGUGUAAGUGGGUGGGCCAGAAUUUAGCCAUAAAGUACCACCCUUACGACAAAGACGUGCUGCGAAGAAAUUUAGGUACACCGCGUAGAAACCGAUUAGGGGUAUUAGUUUUAAUAUAACUGGCAUACCUCGAACAGGUUAACCCACUAUCAACUUAAACUGCUAAGGUCUCGAUUUUAUAGAAAAAAAAUAGAAAUUUAUUUGUUAGUUUUUAAAUAUUGUAUGUAUUUAAUUGUG
This is a messenger RNA of Pararge aegeria (speckled wood butterfly), 7249 nucleotides long. Its product is annotated as protein piccolo-like. Bases 1 to 6561 code for a protein of 2186 amino acids. NCBI's taxonomy places the organism in Eukaryota, Metazoa, Arthropoda, Insecta, Lepidoptera, Nymphalidae. The record is from RefSeq and is a predicted model, not a curated record. The transcript is spliced from 17 exons.